This is a messenger RNA of Impatiens glandulifera, 615 nucleotides long. RefSeq names its product ABC transporter I family member 20-like. Bases 1 to 504 code for a protein of 167 amino acids. NCBI's taxonomy places the organism in Eukaryota, Viridiplantae, Streptophyta, Magnoliopsida, Ericales, Balsaminaceae. The transcript is spliced from 4 exons. The record is from RefSeq and is a predicted model, not a curated record.
AUGCACAAGAUAUUUCUGAUGGACAGAGAAGAUGAGUGCAGAUUAGCAGGUCUAUUAAAACCAUAUAAGGUUUUUCUUGCAAGGGCUGAUCUACUGAAAUUUCUUAAAAAGGAAUGGGAAGAAAGAGGAGCAUCGAUUAUUUAUGCUACUCAUACAUUCGAUUGUCUAAAAGAUUGGCCAUCCCACAUUGUUUACGUCGCUCGUGGGGAGUUGCAGUUGGCUUUGCCAAUGGAAGAAGUUAAGAAAGAAAGUAACUUGUCAUUAAUGAGAACUGUUGAGAAAUGGCUGAGGAAGGAAAGAGACGAGGAUAGAAAGAUGAGGAGCGAGAGAAAGGCAAAAGGUCUACCUGAAUUUGAGAGAGAAGUGAAUGGUAGCUGUGUAAUUAGAGAUUCAGCCCGAUGUGGUGCCUAUACAAUCAACAAUGGUUGGGCUGCUGGAAGAUUGAAUUCCACUAUUGAUGGUGAAGAUAAUUUUAUCCUAAGUUCUAAUAGAGUUCUUAGGUAGUAAUCUUGAUGCUCACUGUAAUAUUUUAAUUCCCUUUUUGCAAAAUAACAGGUAUAAAGUCAUUUUUGUAAUCCUCUAUUCCUGGUAAUUGAUUUGGCGGUUUUCCAUUCA